ACAGCAGGUCCAAUGUCGGUACAGAAUUGAGCAAUAUAGGCCUUUAUAUAGACCGACCACAGCUACUGCGCAACACUCUGAAAACCAAACAGGUAUUUGUCGGUACACGGCAAUCAUUGCGCAGUAUUAUUUAGCUCUGUGUCCAUCAGACAAGUCCGAAUUUUGUCUCUUCUCGAUUAGGAAACUACUCAACUUGCAGGAUGAAUGCGUCUGUUCUUUGCCUUUUCCUUCUGGUAGCUGGAGCAACGACAAUGACAUUGGCAACAACGCCUACCCCUAAAGCAACCGUCCAUACCACUGCUGAACGUCCAACCACAGUGUCGAAGACGACCCAUAGUCGCCCCACCACUGCACCGAAGACGACCCAUAGUCACCCCACUACUGCACCAAAGACGACCCAUAGUAACCCCACUACUGCACCAAAGACGACCCAUAGUCAGCCCACCACUGCACCGAAGACGACCCAUAGUCGCAUCACCACUGCACCAAAGACGACCCAUAGUCAGCCCACCACAGUACCCAAAACGACCCAUAGUCGCCCCACCACCGCACCAAAGACGACCGCUUUCCACACGCCCGGAAACACAACCGGAACCCCGACCCACACCACCGCUGUGGCUGCUAAUACCACAUCCAAUGCAACCGGUUCAACUGUUGGUACAACUGCACCGGCAGGCACUACCCUUCCUAGACCAGAAAAUGUUAUACCAAGUUAUCAGUUUAAGAAUGGCAGCGAGGUGAUGAUGUUGUUCGUCCUGAACGCAACGCUGAAAAUUAGAUACAACACCACAAACAAUGAGACUGGCGAGGCUGUUAUUCCCAUCGGCGGGAAAAUCAACGGAACGGAAUUCGAGUGGAGUACUAAUUCGUCGAGCUGGUCUGCCGACGGAACACUCAGGGAUUUAAUGAUUGUAACACAUUUUAACGUACCAGAUUCCAACUCAAGCAGUGGUGUGAUGGGGUUGUGGCUCGAUUUCCAACGGAUAUUUCCCUGGCCGAACGUCCCAAAGUAUCCUCUUUACAACUGUAGUGUGUUUCCCCUUUGGACGUAUUCCGAACCGCUCUUCCCUAGAGAUGUAAUGAACUACGGAAAACAGGACACCGCUGAGUUAUUCGAUGUGUACACGAGUAGAAGGGGAAAGACGUACAGCUGCUCAAACUGGACACUCACGGCGGGACCGGUGACAAUCAUUAUGGAUCACGUGAAAUUACAGCCUUACGCGAACUUUGCAAAUGGCACUUUCGGCAAUGGAGUAGACGACUGUAUGGGAAACCCAACUACUAUGGAGCCGACGACCAUGAAGCCGGCCACAGCCAACGCGACCAUGACCACCACGGCGUUCCCUACCAAGCCCAGCCCCAACAACGGGGGCAUGAUCGCCGGCAUAGUCAUCGGUGUGUUGGCCUUCAUCGCCAUCAUCGUUGGAAUCGCCGUGUUCGUGAUCAGGAAGCGGAGGAUGAAGGAAGCACCCUACGGCCACCUCGACGAGGAACACAAGGAUUACGUUCACUAGAUCAGCGUUGGUUAAGAGAGGAAAACUGCACUGAGGCUUGGACAUACACGGUCAAUGACCCUUAUAGAAUACGGGCCGACUCACAAUAAAGUGCGCCACCAAGAGGCUGCCACAGAGAGUCAUAUUUUUGAAGUGUACGGUCGACAAAAACAUGACCGACAUGCCACGACUUGAAUGACUGUCUGCAGACAACUUUGAAUACAUUUUUGAAUAGAUGUCGAGGCAAUAGCAUGUUCUACCGCCUCAGAAAAAAACACCAUCUUGAUAAAAAGAAAAGAAAACAAAAGACACUCGAAUCAUACGCUUACGAAACUACUGACCGGACAAAACAAUUAAACAAUUAAUUUACCCACUCUUUUCCUCGAUGCACGGCGAAAAAUGAACUCUCAGUGACAACCUCUAGAUGCCAAAUGUUAUUGUGAAUCUCCCGUAUUAGGAAUGCAACCAAGUUUAUGAAUUCCUACCUUUGAUAAAUUGCCGAUACUUCAAAAUUCUUUUUACUGAUUUAUCGGAAUUCUCACAGGUGUUCAGGUUGUCACAGAAUCAUGAUUAUCAACAUGUCGUCUCUCAUUUUUAUUUCAAUUUUUGGUGGGUUGACCAAUGACUUUUUGGAAAAAUUAUCACCCAAAGACGACAAUCCCAAAAACGGCGGAAAGAUAUUUGCCAAACUGGAAAAGUAGCCAUUUUGAAAAGGAUCCCUCCUUAACGUGGCUAAAAUAGCUCCACUUUCGGACCCAAUUGCAUCCGAAAUCCUCAGAAUUGGAAGCCCAAGUCCGGGCCAAGUGCAGUGCCAUAUGUACUAAAUCCUCCAAUUCGUGAUGGCUCUUUAAACCGUCUUACAUAAAAUGAUUUGAAUGUACAUGUAAAACAAUUAUUUUAUGAGCAAAGCGGACGGGUUUCUGCCCUAUUUUACUUGGUUGCACUCUUAACGGAUUCCUUACGCGAACUACGGAGGGUUUGUGUAGGCCAAUCCCAGGAUUGCACACUUAUAUAUAUAAGAUUGCAUUAUCAACAUUCAUAUAGUGCAAAGAAUCAGUGGGAAACGAAGCUAAUGAAACUAUUCAGAGAUUGUGAUCGAGAGGUCCAAUUACGCUUGCGCUGUUCAUUAUGAAAUCGACCGCAGGGGUAUUUUCAUGACUUUAAUCAUUAUA
Messenger RNA from Patiria miniata (bat star), 2665 nucleotides. RefSeq names its product mucin-3A-like. Lineage: Eukaryota; Metazoa; Echinodermata; Asteroidea; Valvatida; Asterinidae. Bases 201 to 1514 code for a protein of 437 amino acids. The record is from RefSeq and is a predicted model, not a curated record. The transcript is spliced from 6 exons.